This is a messenger RNA of Chaetomium globosum CBS 148.51, 4191 nucleotides long. RefSeq lists its product as uncharacterized. NCBI's taxonomy places the organism in Eukaryota, Fungi, Ascomycota, Sordariomycetes, Sordariales, Chaetomiaceae. The record is from RefSeq and is a predicted model, not a curated record. The transcript has 2 exons. Gene Ontology annotation, molecular function: catalytic activity; zinc ion binding; nucleic acid binding. Bases 1 to 4191 code for a protein of 1396 amino acids.
AUGGCGGCGGAGGCGCAGCCCCAAAUCGUGGUCGAGGUGGCCGACCAACCACCUUCGCCGAGACGACCGAGCCGCGCGUUGAAACCGAGCGCGAAAGCUCGCGAAGCCAUGCAAUCGCUCGAGGACGUGGCUACCACGUCGAGGAGAGCGGCGAGCGAGACCACGCGGGCGGUUACGACGCGAGGAGCACGCGCGUCUGGGAUUUUAUAUGGAGCCAACAGCCGGAUCGAGACGGGGAAGUCAGGUAUACAGAUGCUCCUGGAGGCGAUCAACGAACAACGAGACGAAAUGUACCGAAUGAUUACCGAGCAGCGAAACACGAUUGGCGAACUACGCGAGGUGAUUUGCAAGCAGCACGACGCGAUUCAAGAACUACAUCGCCAACUUGCAGACACCAGGACCCAGCUUUCUGAAGAACUGAGACAAGCGCGGGAUCAGAUUGAUACCCUUCAACGCCACCCGGUAGCCAUGGCUUCGUCCCAACCAAGCGCAAGAGGGUCAUACGCCGAAGUCGCUCGCACCCCACCAUCAAGCCAGCCAAGCGGUGUGCGCACCCUCUCCUCGCGAAACACGACGCCUUCAUCCUUUACCGACACGUUGUUCUGUACGAUCGAUACAUCUAGGGUGGAGGAGAAAGAGAAGGGAAACGUCCAGGUGGCGGACAUUAGAAAGGCAAUCGAGACAGAGGCCAGGGCACAGGAAAGCAUGGGAGACUGGCGUUGCGCUGCGGUUGUGAAGGAGGCCCGAAACCCGGACCGAGUCAGAGUAAUUUGCAGGGACGAAGGCGAGGUCCAGCUCGUCAAGGAAGCGGCAGUGAAGAUCAGUGUUCCUGGAGUGCGGGUAUUGAGAGACCAGUUGUACCCGGUGAGGGUAGACAAUGCCAACCGAACAGCGGUCCUCGAUGCGGACGGAAACAUCCUGCCGGGAGCCGCAGAGGCGCUAGGGACAGAGAACGACGUCAACAUUGCGAAGAUUGCCUGGCUCAGCAGGAAGGAUACAAGCAAGGCCUACGGCUCGAUGGUUGUCUACGUGACGAAGGGCAGCGAAGCAAGGCGACUUCUAGACGGGCGUUACUUCCAUCUCGCCGGAGAAUCCGCUUACACGACCGUCUUCGCGCCCCGGGAAGGCCCAAUCCAGUGCUACAGAUGCCAGGAGAUCGGCCAUAAGGCCUUCGCCUGCAAAAAGCCGCAAAGAUGCGGAAGGUGUGCGGAACAGGGUCACCACCACAAGACGUGUCAGUCCGUGGUCCUGAAGUGCGUGCUAUGCAGAGGACCACACGAGUCAUUUAGCAAGAACUGUCGGCAGAGUCUGCUAAACGACGAGGGACUCAAGGACUUCGCAGUGCUGGCCAUCUCCGAACCAUAUGCCAGGCUGAUCGAAGGCUCGGUGACGACGGUCCCAAUGAGUCAUCACAACUGGACGAAGCUUAUACCAACGACAAGACGAGAAACCACGUGGCCAAUUCGGAGCAUGCUAUGGGUACGAAGCGAUAUAGAGGUCGAGCAGAUUCCAGUGCCGUCGGCAGACCUCACCGCAGCACGCAUUCGGCUCCCAGAUCGGGCAGUGCUGAUGGUGUCAGUGUAUGUGGAGGGUGGUAGUGACGAAGCACUGGAAGAUGCAAUGAGGGAAAUUGACCGACUGAUUAGGAGGUUUCGAAACGGAACAGGGACGAGAACGGAUAUCAUCCUGGCGGGCGAUUUCAACCGCCACGACCAGCUUUGGGGAGGGGACGAUGUCUCACCACGGAGACAAGGCGAGGGAGACCGCAUCAUCAACCUCAUGGACGAACACUCCCUCUGCAGCCUCCUCCCAAGAGGCACGAAGACGUGGCAGUCAGGCGACAUUGAGAGCACAAUCGACCUGGUACUGGCCUCUGCAGAACUAGCAGACCAACUACUCAGAUGCGCGAUUCACCCCUGCGACCAUGGCUCAGACCACAGAGCAAUCGAGACAGCUUUUGACACCUCGGUGGAGGACCGUCCCAGUGAGACGAGGUUCCUCUUCAAGAACGCGCCCUGGGCGGAAAUUAGGACUAGGGUGGCAGCAAACCUCGAACGCAUCCCCUGGGACGGCAAUGUCCAGCAGCAGACGGACAGGCUCAUGGCAGCGGUAACCGAGGCGGUCUACGGCCUGACACCUAAAGCCAAACCCUCACCAUACGCCAAGCGGUGGUGGACAACGGACCUGACACGGCUUCGCCAGACAUACACGUUUUGGAGAAACCAGGCGAGAUCUCGACGUAGGAUUGGGCAAACAGCACCAGAGCUCGAACAACGAGCCAGGAUGGCAGCCAAAGAGUACCACGACGCCAUCCGCAGACAGAAGAGUUCGCAUUGGAACGACUUCCUGGCCGAUGACGCUAACAUCUGGCAAGCAACGAAGUACCUGCAAACCGGCAGCGGCACGAUGGGCGAUAAGAUACCCCCGCUCGUCCGACCCGAUGGCUCCAUCACGGAGGGUAAAGCAGAACAAGCGCAGGAGUUACUCACCGCCUUCUUCCCACCUUUGCCAGCGAGAAUCGAAGACGAGGGCCAACGACCUCAACGGGCGCCGGUACACAUGCCAGACCUAACAAUGGAGGAGAUAGAACAAAAGGUCCUGUCCGCUAAGCCAUGGAAGGCGCCCGGGGAAGACGGUCUACCGGCAAUGGUAUGGAGACAGCUCUGGCCAGUGGUCAAAGACAGGGUGCUCCAUUUAUUCCGGACGUCGCUUCGAGACGGCGACAUCCCCAGCCAGUGGAGGAAUGCCAAGAUCAUCCCAUUGAAGAAGCCAGGGAAGAGCGAAUACACUCUAGCCAAGUCCUGGAGACCCAUCUCGCUGCUCUCCACGCUGGGUAAGAUACUGGAGGCAGUCAUUGCGGAGCGUUUAUCCCAUGCUGUGGAGACCUGCGGCCUUCUACCCGCCAACCACUUCGGAGCCAGGAAGAGACGCUCGACCGAACAGGCUCUCCUUCUGCUUCAGGAACACAUCUACAAAGCAUGGAGAGCUAGGAAAGUGCUCAGCCUGAUCAGCUUCGAUGUCAAGGGCGCAUACAAUGGGGUCUUCAAAGACAGGCUUCUCCAGAGGCUCAAGGCAAGAGGGAUACCUGAAUCCCUGGUCAAGUGGAUCGACGCCUUCUGCUCCAAGCGCACAGCGACCAUUGCCGUAAACGGGUUCACAUCUGGACGGCAAGAGCUGCCCCAAGCGGGUCUUCCGCAAGGAUCGCCGCUGUCUCCAGUGUUAUUCCUCUUCUUCAACGCCGACCUAGUGCAGCACAAGAUUGACGCGAACGGAGGCGCAAUUGCCUUCGUGGACGACUACACUGCCUGGGUAACGGGCCCGUCAGCGGAGUCGAACCGCACUGGAAUCCAAGCUAUCAUCGACAAAGCCCUUGACUGGGAGAAACGGAGCGGUGCGCAGUUUGAAGGCGAAAAGACAGCCAUCAUACACUUCACGAGGAACAUGGAGCGAUUUUCAGAACAACCGUUCUCGGUCAAAGGCGAAGUGGUCAAACCGAAGGAAAGUGCGAAAAUCCUAGGUGUCGUGAUGGAUCGCGAAGUCCGCUACAAGCAGCACAUUGCUAGGACGGCAGCUAAGGGCCUCGCAGCCGCUCUGGCCCUGAAGAGGCUGAAGAUGCUUUCCCCGCGGACAGCGAGGCAGCUAUUUGUUGCGACAGUAGCCCCGGUCAUGGACUACGCUGCCAAUGUCUGGAUGCAUGCGUGCGGGGAAAAGGCACUGAGCUGGCUGAACAGGGCGCAGAAGAUCGGGGCCCUGGCCAUCACGGGAGCCUUUCGAACCGCGGCAACAGCCGUGGUGGAAGCUGAAGCGAGCAUCUACCCCGUACGAGAACGACACGCCCAGGCAGCAGCCAGUCUGUGGAUCAACAUCCACACGCUGCCCGGAACGCAUCCCCUUGCGAUGAAGAAAGUCCGGACCACCGUACGAUUCGUAUCUCCGCUGCAGAAAAUUGCCCGCGUGGCCGAAGGAGUACGAGUUGACCGGAUGGAGACAAUCCAGGAAUACGCCGUCCCGCCCUGGGUACCUCGCCUACGACCGACGCUCGAAGCCGAUCGAGGGAAGGCGGCCGAGAUGGUCAACAAAAUUUCGGGAAUCGUGGCCGCAACCAGCUCAUCCGUAAAGAAGGGACUUGGCCAGGCUGCACCGACAAAGAGGGAACUCGGUCAACUUUCUGUGGAUACCAGCGGAGAUUGA